CCAAAGCAGCAGUACUAAUGGCACAUGUUUAUCAUAACCUCAAUUUGAAACAUACUUAUGAGAUAUAAUUUUUUGAAAAAAAAGAAAAAAGAUAUUUCAUCAAAUAAAAUAUGUCUAUGCUCGCAGAAACUCGAAGAAAACAAAAGUGGACGUUAAAUCCACGUGGGAAUAAUUGGAGCAAUGAUACCAAUAAAUUUGGACAAAGAAUGUUAGAAAAAAUGGGCUGGACAAGUGGCAAGGGUCUUGGUAUUAAUGAACAGGGUACAACAGAGCAUGUACGAGUUAAAGUUAAAAAUGAUUCAGUUGGUAUUGGUUUUAAACAUGAAGAAGACAAAGCAUGGACAGAACAUCAGAAAGCAUUUGAAGAUUUUUUGAGUUCUCUAAAUGAAAAUACAAAUUCUGAUACGAUAAAGAAAAUAAAUGUUGAAAAUUCUAGAACUACUACUCAAUCAUUAGAAUUAAAAUCUAAACAGAGUCGUGCACGAGUACACUAUCAAAAAUUUACACGAGGUAAAGAUGUGAAGAAAUACAGUGCAAAAGAUUUAGCCGAUAUACUUGGAGAUAAAGAUAUUUUGAAUAAGGAAAAUCAAAUUGAAGAAACACAAGAAAAAGAUACAAAUACUGAACAAAAUGUUGAAAAUAUUUCAGGAAGUGUGAUUACUAUAAACAAGGGUAGUAUUACCGAUUAUUUUAAAAAGAAAACUUUGCAAUUUCUUAAAGACAAAGAUAAUAGUAAUAGAAAUUCUGUAGAUAAGGCUGACGAUGAAAUUGAACAACACAGAGGUUUUGGAUUUUUAUCCAAAAGUCCUAACAAGAAAAAAAACAAUAAACCAAAGAACGAAUGUAAUUAUACCUUUGAUAAUCCUGCUUUAGAUUUACAUAAUAAUAAUAAUGAUGAUGAUACUGUUUUACAAGAGAAUACAAAAUGUUUGAAGAAGAGAAAAGGAAGGGAUUCAUCGUCAAUUGAAAAUGAUAUGAUGCAAAGUUUAGAUUAUGAGGAAGAAAAUUGUGCAAAAAAGAUCAAGAUUGAUGACAAUGAUCAAAAUUGUAAUGAAGGUUUUAUAAAUAUGGCUCUUGAUUUAGAUAUUGAUAAUAAUGAAAGUCAUGUUACAAACAAAUUUGAAAUUUCAAGAAUAAAUCUUGGCGUUACGAAUGGUGCAUUAGAUUUAACUGAUGAAAUAAAAGAAAAAAAACGAGUAACAUUUAAUAAUCAUGUGGAAUACAGUACAGAUUCUAAUAAAAAGAAGAAACAUACCGGUACACUUGAUAAAUUUGAAGUUGAUUCUAAAAAACGUAAUAAAAAGAAACAAAAACAAUUAGUUAACACUGAUGUUUCGAAUAAAAUUGGUAUAAUUAAUGAAGCAUUGGACAUUAAUUUAAUUUCCGAUGAAUUAAAUGAUAAUAAAGUUAAUGAGAGUAAAAGUAAAAAGAAUAAUAAAAAGUUAAUGAAACAACAAAGAAUGUCUAAUCUUGAAACGAUAGAAGAAACAUUGGAAGAAGCAGCAGCAGCAGCAGCAGCAGGUACAAACAAUGUUAAUGAAGUUGAAAAUUUGGAUAACAAUUUAGAUUCUAGUAUAAUUAUUAUUGAAGAAAAUAAUACAGAGAUUAAAGAAGAAAAGAAGAAGAAGAAGAAGAAAAAGAAUAAAAAUAUAAAUCACGAAGUAGAGAUCGAUGAUAUUAUUAUUAAUCAAAUAUCAGAAAAUGUAAAUAGUUCAUCGAAGAAAAAAGAAAAAGUUAAAAAGAAAGAUAAACGCACGAUAAUGGAUGAUGAUAUUAUUUGUGAAAAAGUUAUAGAAAAGAUAAGUAAUAAAAAAAAAAAAUCAAAAGAGAAACAUAGAAAUGAAGAAGAAGAAGAAGAAGAAGAAAAAGAUGUAACGAUUGUAUCAUUGAAUAAAGUCGAUGAAGUUGUUGUAGAUGUUGAAAAAAGUGUAGUAGUCGAUGAUAAGCUUAAAAAAAAAUUAAAACGUAAGCAAAAAAAUGAUAAAAAGCCUAUAAAUAUAAAUCUAGAAUGUGAAUUGGAAGAAAAUGUCGAUGAUCAAAGUAUAAAUGAUGAAGUUAAAGUACAAGCAGAAAAUAAACAUGAUAUAAAUGAUAAAGAAAUGAAUACUUUGAACGAUACAAAAGAAGAUCUUGGAACAAUCAAUGUUGUGAACAAUUCAAAAAUGCAAUUACCACCAAGUAAAAAAUUAUCACGUAACAAAUUACCGAGAAUUAAGUACGAAGAAAAUAUGAGAAAUAGAUUUUUUAUAGAAAGUUCGAGAAAUUAUAAAAAGAUAAUAAGAUCGCAGAAAAAUUUAAAUAACAUAGUCCAUUUUCCAGGUUCUAAUUUGAAUAAAAUAAAAGAUUACGGUGUGGAUUUAAUUCAAUAAUUUAUGAUUAUUUAGAUUUGUUCAUUACUGAGAUAACUAAUAGUGAUAAUAAUAAUUAUUUAUUUGUACUUCUAAGUAUGUAUUUCGUUUUUCAAAAUG
Polistes dominula (European paper wasp) is the source of this 2468-nucleotide messenger RNA. RefSeq lists its product as uncharacterized. The record is from RefSeq and is a predicted model, not a curated record. Lineage: Eukaryota; Metazoa; Arthropoda; Insecta; Hymenoptera; Vespidae. Gene Ontology annotation, molecular function: telomerase inhibitor activity; nucleic acid binding. Gene Ontology annotation, cellular component: nucleolus.